GCUGUGCUGCGCGCAUCUGUCGCGCGUAAAAUCUCCACCCUGACGGAUCCAAAGCCGCUCUCUCUGUCGCUGGAUCGAGUCAUGCGCCCUCGACUAACUUCAAUCUUUUGAUUUUGUCUUUGGAAAAGUCUUUCAUCCUCUUUCACCAUUCCCCCCCAUCGAGGCUCCGCUGACUUCUUGUCGUCUCUUGGUCUCCGACCCGCGCGGAGGAAGAAGAGGUCACUGUUGGUUGCAGUCACCGUUGUCGUGAUGGUUCUGCUGGCUCUGGCCAUCGCUGUGCUGCUUCUCUUCCUGCGCCCCUCGGAGACCUCCGCGCACUACUACGAGAUGAUGGGCACCUGUCGAAUGGUAUGCGACCCGUACAGCACCAAACCUGGAGGAGUUGAGGAGACCCAGACCGUCAACGGCAUCGCACCACUACCACCGAUGGGACAAGGCAGCCGCGGGGAACCGGGGAGACCGGGAAAACCGGGACUCAGGGGUCCCCCGGGAGAGCCAGGACCCCCGGGCCCCAGGGGUCCGCCAGGGGAGCGAGGCGGCAGCAAACUCGCCUUCCCGCCUUUGAGCGCAGCAGCCGGGGGAGAGCACGGCGAAGCAGAUCGUGCGAACUCUACAAACAACGGCAACCGGGUCGCUUUUUAUGUCGGCCUGAAGAACCCCCACGAAGGGUACGAGGUGCUCAAGUUUGACGACGUGAUUACAAACUUGGGGCACCACUACGAUCCCACCACCGGGAAAUUCACUUGCCAUGUGUCCGGGAUCUACUACUUCACUUAUCAUGUGCUGAUGCGGGGAGGAGAUGGAACCAGCAUGUGGGCCGACCUGUGUAAAAACGGACAGGUCCGUGCCAGCGCCAUAGCUCAGGAUGCAGACCAAAACUACGACUACGCCAGCAACAGUGCCGUGUUGCACUUGGACUCCGGCGACGAGGUCUAUGUGAAACUGGACGGUGGCAAAGCUCACGGUGGCAACAAUAACAAGUACAGCACCUUCUCUGGCUUCAUCUUAUACCCCGACUAGGUCAAAUUGUCAAUAGGUGUUAUUUUUCAUGGAAGUACAUGGUUAUAAUGUGUUUCUGUGUCCCUCAAAACACAAGCUGCUUAUGUUCAUGUCAAGUGAUGGAGAGCUUCCUCAAUGCAGAGGCUAAUAUGAUAUUCUGCUUAAAGGCUCUGAAAGUUUAACGGUGCGUGAUAUUACUGGAAAGUCCAACAUCAGUCGGAUAAGCUUGUUCAAUCUCGUGGCCAUAUGUAGCUACAUUUCAAACAUCAGUCUUACACAAUGACACGAAACAAGACAUCUAAAUGCAUCUAUUUAUUUGAAGCACCAUGAAUAAAUUCCUCACCUAUGGACCACAGGUCUUUUUCAGUGCAAUCCAGUGACACGUAGCACAUGGACAGGUGCAAAAACAGACACAUAUUCCUGAAGGAUAUAAAAAUACAGUACAUAUAAAAUAUUACUGUCUCUUCAGCUUUCAUCUUCUGUUACAAUGAUUUAGCACUACUUCUCAUUGUGUUCUAUAUAGUUGCAGCCAUAAUAGUGUUUCUUUUAUUGGCAGGCCAUAAGUACGAACGUAAAGCUUAUAUCAUGAGGUAAAAAUAUUCAUGGUGUGUGUGUUCUUUUGUAUUUGUUUGUUUGUUUAUUCCAAACACAAGUACAGCAUCAAUAUCCAAAUUGGAACUAACACUUAACAAAGGCACACGCACACACACACACACACACACACACACACACACGCACGCACACACACGUCCAUCCUUUUCCAAUCAUCCACAUUGCCAAAGGGGAGCUGGACCCAUCUGAUCGUACACAACAGGGUCAGCAAAGGACAUGAGUGGAGUAACAAAAACACUCAGUGUUUUAUUGGGGGAUUGUUUCUAUGUUUUUCUGUCUUUUAGUAAGCAAAAUAGUUACGCUCUGUUUGAUGAAAUACACAAUAAAGCAACCAUUCAUAUAUAUUUUGUUUUCAUAUCAAUGAAUAUUGUCUCACAAAAAAACUGUCCCGUUUUAAGCUAUUUUCCCUUAGCCAAGAACAAAACCAAGAGGCCCUAUAUGAAUUUGCUGUGUGUGUAACAAUAAAUAUUUAUGUGUAUAUACAGUAUAUUUUAGCCCACUUUUUGUAUCAUCAGUUUCAUGUUCGUUUUUAAAGCCUUGUACAUUUAUUUGGACAAAUGUAAAAAAAAAUCUGAGUUUUAUUUAAAAGUUAUCUAGCCAUUUUUUUUUCAUGAUUUUGUUGAUAAUAACCAAAAUCACUGGGAAUACAAUUA
This is a messenger RNA of Syngnathoides biaculeatus (alligator pipefish), 2264 nucleotides long. It is a transcript of the gene c1ql2, whose product is annotated as complement component 1, q subcomponent-like 2. NCBI's taxonomy places the organism in Eukaryota, Metazoa, Chordata, Actinopteri, Syngnathiformes, Syngnathidae. Gene Ontology annotation, molecular function: protein binding. The coding region runs from base 250 to 1020 and encodes 256 amino acids. The record is from RefSeq and is a predicted model, not a curated record. The transcript has 2 exons.